Messenger RNA from Torulaspora globosa, 1113 nucleotides. RefSeq names its product Ent3p (gene ENT3). The transcript has a single exon. Gene Ontology annotation, cellular component: plasma membrane; clathrin vesicle coat; endosome. Gene Ontology annotation, biological process: endocytosis; Golgi to endosome transport. Gene Ontology annotation, molecular function: phospholipid binding; clathrin binding. The record is from RefSeq and is a predicted model, not a curated record. Lineage: Eukaryota; Fungi; Ascomycota; Saccharomycetes; Saccharomycetales; Saccharomycetaceae. The coding region runs from base 1 to 1113 and encodes 370 amino acids.
AUGAGUUUGGAAGAUACUUUGGCGAAUAUGUCGCUUUACGACGCCAAGAAGUACUUCCGGCGGGCUCAGAACGUGGUGUUUAACUACACUGAGAUGGAGGCAAAAGUACGUGAGGCUACGAAUAACGAGCCAUGGGGGGCUUCGACUACAUUGAUGGAGCAGAUUUCGCAAGGAACUUACAAUAUGAGGGAGCGCGAGGAGAUCCUUGGGAUGAUCUUUAGAAGAUUCACUGAGAAGAGAGGAAGCGAAUGGAGACAAAUCUACAAGGCAUUGCAGUUGCUGGACUAUCUGAUCAGGCACGGGUCGGAACGUUUCAUCGAUGACACGAGAAGCAGCAUCAGUCUGGUCAGGAUGUUGGAAUCGUUCCAUUACAUCGACUCGCAGGGCAGAGACCAGGGCGUAAACGUGCGGAACAGGGCCAAGGCACUGGCCGAGUUGCUGAGCGACGAUGAGAAGAUCCGCAGCGAGCGGAAGAAGGCGCGAGAGACCGCUAAGAAGUACAAAGGUGUGGCCGGGGGCUCGGUGACCGGAAACGAGAAUCUCAACCCUCGGGCAGGCUUCAACUCCACGAGGGUUCAUGGCAUCAGCAUAAGCGCUGAGAGCGACGACGAGGAGGAGGAGUUUACUUCUGUGGGUCAGCAGACGAAGCAUUCGUCUUCUAACUCUGUUGACCUCCUUGGAUCCGAUGAUUCGAAAGCGGCACCGCUUAAGAACAAUUCGAACGAAGACGGCGAUGAUGAGGAAUUUACUGAUUUCCAGAGUGCUGCUCCCAGCGCUCAGGCAAUCACUGGUUCGCAGAACGGUCAUUCGCAGAAACUUCCCGCUGUGUCUGCACCUCCCACUAUCGUCGCUGCCAUUGCAGCCGAUUCCAAGAAAUCCGAUCCUUUCAGCUCUUUGUUCUCGAGCGCUAUGAAAGCGUCAGAAUCCGCCAGUCGUGUGCCUGCAUUCAAUGCUGCUAAGACUUCUCAGAAGCGCAAUGUCGCUGAGAGCAAGAACGACCAUGACGAUGAUGAUGACGAUAAUUCAUUCGGCGAGAUGAUGGGAGCUGGGGCUGCAGAGCAGCAUGAAGACGCUCAAGCGAAGGCCGGCGAGGUUGACCUUCUAAGCUUUUAA